GAGCCUCGCGAGCUUUGUAAUCUCCGUCCCCCCCACAGCGCCUGUGCCUUUUCAAGGACGAUUCUUCUUUAGCGCUCCGCCCCCUCUCCCCCACCCUCAGGGCUUCUCCAAUCGGCGUAGAAAUGGUUCAAACCGUCUACCUCCUCUCUCCCCCGACGCCUCUCCGUCCGGUCUCCAAGCUCCCUGCAUCCUCCCCUUCGCUUUCUAUCGCUCGCAUCCCGCCCCGCAGCCUCCUCCCCCAUUCCUCACCCCGCCUUCGCCACCGUCUCCGCUUCCACGCUUGCGGCGCCUCCGCCGCCCCUCCUCCGUCGCCGGAUCUCGGCCUCCUUGUCUCCGAUAACGGCUCCGGCAACGUCGCUGCGGCGGCGGCGGCGGCCAUCGAUGUCGACGCUGUGACUGAGGCGGAGUUGAAGGAGAAUGGUUUCCGGAGCACCAGGCGGACGAAGCUGGUCUGCACGAUUGGGCCGGCCACGUGCGGGGCCGAGCAGCUGGAGGCGCUCGCCGUUGCUGGGAUGAACGUCGCGAGGAUGAACAUGUGCCAUGGUACGCACGAGUGGCAUCGACAGGUUAUCCGCCAGGUCAGGCGGCUUAACGAGGAGAAGGGGUUUGCGGUCGCGGUGAUGAUGGAUACCGAGGGUAGUGAGAUCCACAUGGGUGACCUUGGUGGCGCUGCCUCAGCCAAGGCCGAGGAUGGUGAAAUUUGGACAUUUAGUGUAAGAUCUUUUAACUCACCUCUUCCAGAACGUACCAUCCAUGUGAAUUAUGAUGGCUUUGCUGAAGAUGUCAAAGUAGGUGAUGAACUUCUUGUGGAUGGAGGAAUGGUCAGGUUUGAGGUAAUUGAGAAGAUUGGCCCAGAUGUAAAGUGUCGCUGCACUGAUCCUGGGCUGCUGUUGCCACGUGCUAAUCUCACUUUUUGGCGUGAUGGUAGCCUAGUGCGUGAGCGUAAUGCUAUGCUUCCUACAAUUUCUUCAAAGGAUUGGCUUGACAUAGACUUUGGUAUUGCUGAGGGUGUAGAUUUUAUUGCUGUGUCAUUUGUUAAAUCUGCUGAAGUCAUUAAUCAUCUCAAAAGCUACAUAGCUGCACGAUGUAGUGACAGAGAAAUUGCAGUCGUUGCAAAGAUUGAGAGUAUAGAUUCAUUGAAAAAUCUGGAAGAGAUUAUUCGUGCAUCAGAUGGAGCAAUGGUUGCCAGGGGAGACUUGGGUGCACAAAUUCCACUUGAGCAAGUGCCGUCAGCUCAACAAAAGAUUGUUAAACUUUGCAGACAGCUAAACAAGCCAGUAAUUGUGGCUUCUCAGCUUCUUGACUCUAUGAUUGAGUACCCUACACCGACUAGAGCUGAAGUUGCUGAUGUUUCUGAAGCAGUUAGGCAACGGGCAGAUGCUUUAAUGCUCUCCGGUGAGUCAGCUAUGGGCCAAUACCCAGAAAAGGCUCUGAUUGUGCUUAGAAGUGUAAGUCUACGGAUUGAAAGGUGGUGGAGAGAGGAGAAACGCCAUGAAGGAAUGGAACUUCCAGAUAUCACAUCGUCUUUUUCUGAAAAAAUCUCAGAGGAAAUUUGUAAUUCUGCUGCCAAAAUGGCUAACAUCUUGGGAGUAGAUGCAGUCUUUGUCUACACAAAGACAGGUCACAUGGCUUCUCUCCUUUCACGGUGCCGCCCUGAUUGUCCGAUCUUUGCAUUUACAUCCUCGACAUCUGUGAGGAGACGCUUGAACCUUCAAUGGGGUCUUAUACCCUUCCGUCUGAGUUUCUCUGAUGACAUGGAGAGCAACCUCAACCGGACUUUUUCUCUGCUCAAGGCAAGAGGAAUGAUCCAGUCUGGUGACCUGGUCAUUGCCCUGUCUGACAUGUUGCAGUCAAUUCAGGUGAUGCAUGUCCCAUGAGGUAGAUUUUUUUACUGCAGGAUUGAUCUUAUGAAAUCUAAUAAGCCAUUGUAUGAUUGGAAGAGUUAGCAGUAUGCUUUAGUGAACAUUAUUUGUUUGUUUUAUCAUUUAUGCUGUCACAAUUGAAUUAUCCACAACAAAGCAUCUCCUCGCUAGGUGUUACUAUUUGUUGCUUCUUUCUUAUUAAUAUACCUGAAACCUAUUUCAAGUGUUGUUUA
Musa acuminata AAA Group (dessert banana) is the source of this 2095-nucleotide messenger RNA. RefSeq names its product pyruvate kinase isozyme A, chloroplastic-like. Lineage: Eukaryota; Viridiplantae; Streptophyta; Magnoliopsida; Zingiberales; Musaceae. Gene Ontology annotation, biological process: glycolytic process. Gene Ontology annotation, cellular component: chloroplast stroma; cytoplasm. The record is from RefSeq and is a predicted model, not a curated record. The coding region runs from base 123 to 1877 and encodes 584 amino acids. Gene Ontology annotation, molecular function: magnesium ion binding; potassium ion binding; pyruvate kinase activity. The transcript is spliced from 6 exons.